CACGCCACGUACAUAUUUUGCAUUACAAUGUUUUCAAAAAAUAUUAUAAUCCUUUUGUGUGUCGUAUGUUUUAUGGUGAAAAUUAGUACGGCAGGUAAAGGAAAUAUAGCGGAUGAAGCUUCUAUAAGUGGUACUUCUACGGUGGAUAUAAAUCUGGAUGAAUUGACAACCAACCAAUGGCAAAAGAUAUUUGAGAAGUACGAUACUAAUAAUAUUGGUUCUAUCUCCUCAAAGGAAUUACAGAAACUAAUAUUCGAAGUGUUCCACGGAUUUCUCACCGUUCGCCAUGCAGAGUUAUACGUAGAAUUAAUUAAUUUAAAGCAAAGCCGUGAAAUAGGAUUGAAACAAUUGGAAAAAAUGAAACCGAUAAUAGGGUUUUUGUCACAGACAGAUAGUACUCCGAAGGCUAAGGAAGAUGACACUAUUUCGAGUGAUAAUGACGUCAACACAAAGACGAACCCAUACAAAAGAUUAAAUCCAAACCAAAAUGAAGCCAUACUAAAGAAAGAAUUUGUAGAGUCAAUAACGAGCAAUUAUAAAAUAGUAUUUUCAAGCGAGGAAGAAACUUUAGAAAUACUCGAUCUUAUUGGUCCAAUUGAAACAUGGCCAAUUGAAUGGCCGAAAUUCGAGGAAAUUUUAAAAAUGUUGUCGGCUUCAUAUCUAGUGGUAAGUUUAUACAAUGUGUUUUGUUCAAUGGACAAGGGCGGCGAUGGCGUUAUUGACGCUAAUGAACUUAAAGCAUGGAACGACGAUCAACGAGAAACGGCCUCUAGGGAAGCAGCCACUGAGGAAGCAGCCCCUAAGGAAUCAGCUACGAAUGAAUCACUCAUUGAAAUAAUGAAAAUGCUAGGUUUAAAAGACGACAGUUCUAUUGAUUUUAAUAAAUAUAUGGAAAAUUUGAGUGAUAUAUAUAAGCAGUACAGCUUAAGUAAGACUCUAAAAUAGACUCAAGAGAAUAUUUGAUCAUUGAAAACAAAACUUUUUAAAGACCAACAGCAUAUAUUACAAUUUUUUUUCAAAAUAAUAUUAAGGAAUACGCAAUGCACAAAAAUAUUAAAUAAAUUUGAUGAACAUUUCAUACAUACAUUUCAAAAGGGAUAAACUGUUGCCAAU
This is a messenger RNA of Adelges cooleyi (spruce gall adelgid), 1113 nucleotides long. RefSeq lists its product as uncharacterized. The transcript is spliced from 9 exons. The record is from RefSeq and is a predicted model, not a curated record. Lineage: Eukaryota; Metazoa; Arthropoda; Insecta; Hemiptera; Adelgidae. Gene Ontology annotation, molecular function: calcium ion binding. Bases 28 to 945 code for a protein of 305 amino acids.